AGAGUAGUGCAACUGCAGGCAGCAUCACUCACACUUUCACGCAUACAGUCAACAGUGUGUCAGCUUUCCCAGAAAAGCACUCUUCAAACAUCUCCAUACCACCUUUCCUACUCUCUCUUACUCUCAUCUCCGCUUCUUCUUCUUCUUCUUCUUCUUCUUCUCCUGCUGCUUCUUCUUCCAUGGAGCUUCAACUUUUCUUCUUCGUCUUCUUCUUCUUUUUCUACAUAGUUUCAUCCAACUCUCUCAUUGAUUCCCCUUCUUCUUCUUCUUCUUCUUCGGAUGUUGAGCUUUUGUUGAACAAGAUCAAGCCUUCGCUUCAAGGCAGCUACUCGGAUAAUCUCCUUCUAUCUUCGUGGAACACCUCUGUGCCACUCUGCCAAUGGCGGGGCCUUAAGUGGGUCUUCUCUAACGGCUCUCCUCUCCUCUGCACUGACCUGUCCUCUCCUCACUGGACCAACCUCUCUCUCUCCAAAGACCCUUCUCUCCACCUUCUUUCUCUUCAGCUCCCUUCUGCUAAUCUGACUGGCUCACUUCCCAAGGAGCUCGGGGAGCUUUCUGCGCUCCAGAGCCUCUACCUCAAUGUCAACUCGCUCACUGGGACUAUCCCUUUGGAGCUCGGUUACAGCCCUUCUCUCUCCGACCUCGAUUUGGGGAAUAAUCAGUUGAGUGGAGCUCUCACCCCGGCGAUUUGGAACCUUUGUGACCGGCUCGUUUCUCUGAGGCUUCACGCCAAUGGGCUAUCUGGGUCUGUGCCAGAACCUGUUUUACCCAACUCCACUUGCAAUAAUUUGCAGUUUCUUGAUUUGGGUGACAACCAGUUUUCCGGGUCGUUUCCGGAGUUUGUCACCAGGUUUGAUGGCCUCAAAGAGCUUGAUCUUGGGAACAAUUUGUUUUCUGGAUCGAUUCCGGAGGGUUUGGCCAAGUUGAAUCUUGAGAAAUUGAACCUUUCGUACAAUAAUUUUAGUGGAGUGUUGCCAGUUUUUGGUGAAUCCAAGUAUGGAGUGGAGGUCUUUGAAGGGAACAAUGCUGGGCUUUGUGGGUCUCCUCUGAGGAGUUGCAAGAGCAACUCAGGAUUGAGCCCCGGGGCAAUCGCCGGGAUUGUGAUCGGUUUGAUGACCGGAUCAGUAGUCCUAGCUUCAUUACUAAUUGGGUAUGUGCAGGGGAAGAAGAGGAAGAGUAGGGGAGAAAACGAGGAGGAAUUCGAGGAAGGCGAAGAUGACGAAAAUGGCAGUGGAGGAAGUGGAGAUGGGAAGCUUAUCCUGUUUCAGGGAGGCGAGCAUUUGACACUGGAGGACGUGUUGAAUGCAACGGGGCAAGUGAUGGAGAAGACGAGCUACGGGACAGUGUAUAAAGCAAAGCUUGCAGAUGGAGGGAGCAUUGCGUUGAGGCUACUGAGGGAAGGCAGUUGUAAGGAUAGUAAUUCGUGUUUGCCGGUGAUAAAGCAAUUGGGAAGGGUUAGGCAUGAGAAUUUGAUUCCAUUGAGAGCUUUCUAUCAGGGGAAAAGAGGGGAGAAGCUUCUCAUCUAUGACUAUCUGCCCAACAGAUCCCUCCAUGACCUCUUGCAUGAGACUAGAGCAGGAAAACCAGUGCUGAACUGGGCUCGGCGACACAAGAUUGCAUUGGGUAUAGCCAGGGGGCUAGCAUUUCUUCAUACAGUUGAAGCACCUAUUACUCAUGGGAAUGUGAGAUCCAAGAAUGUACUUAUAGACGAAUUUUUUGUGGCCAGGCUUACCGAGUUUGGGCUUGACAAAGUAAUGGUUCCAUCUGUAGCAGAUGAAAUGGUGGCACUUGCAAAAACUGAUGGUUACAAGGCACCAGAGCUUCAAAAGAUGAAGAAAUGCAAUUCCAGGACAGAUGUUUAUGCAUUUGGGAUACUGUUGUUGGAGAUAUUGAUAGGAAAGAAGCCUGGGAAAAAUGGAAGAAGUGGUGAUUUCGUGGAUUUGCCCUCAAUGGUCAAAGUGGCUGUUCUAGAGGAGACCACCAUGGAGGUUUUCGAUGUGGAAGUUUUGAAGGGAAUAAGGAGUCCAAUGGAGGAAGGGUUGGUUCAAGCAUUGAAGCUUGCAAUGGGUUGCUGUGCUCCUGUAGCUUCAGUUAGACCCACAAUGGAUGAGGUUGUGAAGCAGUUGGAGGAGAAUAGACCAAGGAACAGGUCUGCUUUGUACAGCCCCAGUGAAACAAGGAGUGAAAUUGGUACCCCCUUUUGAACCUCAUUUUUCCACAUUUUCAGCAAAUUAAGAGUUUUAAUUAUUUUACUAUCUGUUUCUCAUUAAGGAGGGAAUUGUGGUGAUGGUGAUGAUGUUUAUUCCCAUGGAGGUUGCAUUUCUGAGAAUGGGAAUCAAUUUUCUCGUGCUCUGCUUGUAAUUCAUGACAUUCAACUCUUAGACACAGUAUUUCUGAAUAUUAGGAAUAUGCACAAAACAAAUGUGUAUGUUUGAUUAAGAGGCUGUUUAGCAUCAUGUUUCAUCACUUUGCUUGCAUUGUGAAAAUAGUAUAAGAGUAACUAGGGAGAUGUUGUUUACUAGGGAAAUGCUGUUUACUUUUGUAUUUAAUUCUGUAAUGUGCAUUAAGCAGUGGAAGAUGAUUCAGAUAA
This is a messenger RNA of Vitis riparia (riverbank grape), 2590 nucleotides long. RefSeq names its product putative kinase-like protein TMKL1. Gene Ontology annotation, molecular function: protein binding; protein kinase activity; ATP binding. Gene Ontology annotation, biological process: protein phosphorylation. The record is from RefSeq and is a predicted model, not a curated record. NCBI's taxonomy places the organism in Eukaryota, Viridiplantae, Streptophyta, Magnoliopsida, Vitales, Vitaceae. The transcript is spliced from 2 exons. The coding region runs from base 180 to 2204 and encodes 674 amino acids.